UCACGCAGCGUAGAGCCGUAGUUUGCAGUCAGCAGCAGCAGUCGUAGAAGCGGCAGUCCGUGUUGCGACUUGGACGGGUUGUAACUUGCACGGCUCGAGUAAAAAGAGAGAGAAAGAAAAAAGAACAUCAAGUUAAAGAGCAACGAGAGGAGAUUCAUACGUACCGCAGUGACAUCGAAUCGAAUGGACGUCGUGCUGGCUGGCUGGUCGGUUGAAUUAGUAGUUACAACGGGUUGGUUAAAUUGCGUGAAAAAAUAUAACUGAUACGUUGUGCGACGUGAAAAUAUGCCUCGAUACAGUUGUAUUACAACCGAUUAAAGUGCGUGCUUCGAGAGAAAGGAAGAGAGAGAGAGACAAAAGAAGGAAAUCGAGAAGAGGAGAGGAAAAACGCACACACGUUACUCCAAAAAAAAAAAAGUGCCUGGCGCACGAGUAUGUGGUGAUCGGUUGUUGUGUGAAGUGCGUAGGUAUUAAUAUAUAUUACUAUUAUUAUUAUUAUUGUUGUUGUUGAACUGAUAAAAGAAAAGCGGAGAAAGGAAAGGUUGACCGAGAAAACGAAAAAAAUAAAAUACGCAAAAAAACAAAACAUUCAGUUCUGGGGGAAAAAAUGUUCAAUCACGAAUACGAGAAGCGACUGUUGAAGCCUAAUAAUGAUAUCACGAUAGACGCGACGACGAUGAUGAUGGGCAGCGGUGCGAACUCGGGCUGUGGAACGCCCGUUUAUUUCUCGCCUACGAAAUCAACGAACAACAGUUUCGAUCGUUUCAUACCUACGCGAUCGGGCAACAACUGGCAGACAACGUUUUCCAUGAUAUCCGAGGGCGGCAGGGCCGGCCUGGUGGCGAAGAAAACUCGAGAGAGCGGGGAGGCGAGUCGCGACGGUAUCGCCUAUUCCUGUCUCCUGAAAAACGAACUCCUGGGAGCGAGCAUCGAGGACGUGAAGGGCCAGUGCGAGGAACGCAGAGUCCUCUCGCCACUCGCGAGUAAGAAUCUUUUCAAGUAUACAACACCGACAAAGGAUCGAACCCUGCUGGACCAGAGCUCGCCCUACUCGCUGUCUCCGCUAAGCUCCAAGAGCCAAAAGCUUCUGCGUUCGCCCCGCAAAGCAACUCGCAAGAUAUCCCGGAUACCGUUCAAGGUUCUCGACGCCCCCGAGCUCCAGGAUGACUUUUAUCUGAACUUGGUCGACUGGUCUUCCCAAAAUGUCCUCAGCGUCGGCCUAGGCAGCUGUGUAUAUCUCUGGUCCGCCUGCACCAGUCAAGUCACCCGGCUGUGCGACCUUUCCAGCGAUAACAACAGCGUCACAUCCGUAGCUUGGAACGAGAGGGGGAACCUUGUCGCGGUCGGCACUCAUCUCGGCUACAUUCAGGUCUGGGAUGUCGCUGUUAACAAACAGGUCAGCAAGCUACAGGGACAUAGCGCCAGGGUCGGAGCUUUGGCCUGGAACGGCGAAGUUCUGUCUUCAGGGAGCAGGGACAGACUGAUUCUCCAGAGGGACGUCAGAACGCCGAGCGUCGUCGGAGAGCGGAGACUCGGAGCCCAUCGUCAGGAGGUCUGCGGGCUCAAGUGGUCCCCCGAUAAUCAGUACCUGGCUUCAGGAGGCAACGACAACCGUUUGUACGUGUGGAAUCUUCACUCCCUGUCGCCUGUUCAGACGUACACCGAACAUUUGGCAGCCGUCAAAGCGAUCGCCUGGUCUCCUCAUCACCACGGCUUACUCGCUUCGGGUGGAGGCACCGCCGACAGGUGCAUUAGGUUCUGGAACACCUUGACCGGUCAGCCGAUGCAGUGUGUCGACACUGGAUCUCAGGUCUGCAAUCUGGCAUGGAGUAAACACAGCUCGGAGCUGGUCAGUACGCACGGAUAUUCUCAAAACCAGAUUCUGGUAUGGAAAUAUCCGAGUCUUACUCAGGUCGCUAAGCUCACCGGUCAUUCGUACAGAGUUUUGUACCUUGCAAUGUCGCCUGAUGGCGAGGCCAUUGUGACUGGUGCUGGCGACGAGACUUUGAGAUUUUGGAACGUUUUUAGUAAGGCGAGAAGCCAAAAGGAGAACAAGUCUGUACUGAAUUUAUUUACCAGUAUUAGGUAAAUAUUUGUUCGGAGUAAUAGGUAGUAGUAGAUAGCCGAUAGACAUUACUUAUACUUCUGGUUUUUUUUUCCUUUUUUUUUUACACUCUUUCUCUCGUCAAAUGUACAUAUUUGUAUGUUAUACAAAAACAUUAUACAAUUUAUACAUGUAUAUGUAUAAUAUGUAUAUGCAAUAUACGAUAGACCGCAAAUUAUAUAUACAUAUUAUAUAUACCUGUAUAAAUUUAUACAUAUAUAUAUAUAUAUCGGUUGUAAAUCAUGCAAAAUUAGUAAUCAUGAUAUAUACACGAAUGCAGUAUAUGUACAUGGGUAUGUAUUACGUGUGUAUAUGUAUAUCGGCGUGCUUAGCGAUAGAAUGAAGAAUCCUCGAUUUGGUUUUCAUUCGUAUUCUUCUUUCUCAUAUAUUCUCGCUACUUAUUAACUCUUCAAAUCUGUUUCGUAUCUAGUCUGAUAUUCGUGUCUUCAUUUUUUUAUUGCCUGUAUCAAGAAAUCUCAAAAUUACUUAUUUCUAUUACGCUCCUUCAAUUGACGUAAUUCAUCGAUGAUAAUAUGAAAUUCAACUUCAGUAUUGUUGUACCUUUUAUGUACAGUGUGUACCCGUUAUUCAAGUAGCAUUCAAAGAUCCCUUAAGAUGCUGUUUUUUAAAUCAGAAUUUGUCUUACGAAAUGAAAUAUGCUAGAGUCUCGUGGAUAUUUGUUGAAGACUAGAAAUGAUAGAUUUGAAGAGUUGAGGUAAAAGAAUAUCAGCAUGGGCAUCUCUAAAUUCUAUUUUCUAAUAACCAUAAACACCAACAAAUUUAUGAAUGUUAUAACAUAAGAGUAUGGGUGCGCCACAAGCUGUGUAAUACCAGUGAGUAUGGAUCUAGGCUUUUUAGACAAAUAUUACAAUACACCACGUACUAGAGUAAGUUCAUGGAGACGCACACACGCAAAUAUAUAUAUAUAUAUAUAUAUACACGCGCAUAUAUAUAUGUAUAUAUUUAUAUAUUAUAUAUUAUAUGCAGCCUGCGACACGCCGAGCCUUGUGUGCAAUAAGUCAUUAUUACAGUCGAGACCGAAUCUGCCCUUUCAAGAAGAGAAAUACCAAAGCAAACUGCAGGGCGUAAAUAAAGUUACGCUUUAUAUAUUGUAUAUUAUAAGUGCAUCUAUUUACUAUGCACAGAUUGUGUAAAUUAUAUUCCUUUUUUUUUUUUUUUUUCCCCCCCACUCAACGAGUUCGGAAAUUAUAAUAAUCGCUGUAGAUUAUUGAACGGCUGAAUUUUAAAGGAAAUGAAUUUCUUGGGUACGUGUAACAAAAACUAAAGCUUACCAAAUAUUGAGAGAACGGAGCUUUUAGUUUUCACUUUUGUUUUCUUUGAAGCAAGAAAAUAUAUUCAGAGGACAAUCCUGGUAGAUGAGUGUCAUUUGUAAUUUUGUCCAGUACAAAGUACUAAAUUGUCGAUUAUUUUUGGACAAGCUUUAUUACUAUCACUAUUAUUAUUAUUUUGUUAUUAUUAUUAUUAUUAUUCAUAUUACCUUAUUAGGAAGCACUUACGUCUUUGAGACAUAUAUAUACAUAUUUUUAUAGCACGCUGUGAUCGGCCGUUAUGUUUGCGGAACACAUUUCGUAUGCAGUUUAAACUUGGGCCAUUAAUUUAGGAUAUAUGAAUGCAUACAUAUAUACAUAUAUAUAUACAUAUUUAUUCAACUAUAUACUGUAUAUAUAUGUAUACGUUUUUGUUUCAAACAUAUAUAUACAUAUUUUUUUUUUUUUUAUCCUCACCGUCAUUUCGCUCGCGUUUAUUUUGACGUCGUACAGCCGGGAAGUGAAGAAUUAAUAUUAUUUUUUAUUUUAUAUACAAAUUUUUAUUUAUGUUUCUUAGAAUCUAGCUUACCUUAGGAUAAAAUUCCUGUAAUAAUUUUUCAUAUUAUUAGUUGAACGAAGGCGAGGAGCCCAUAAAUGUGUAGAUAUUUUUUUUCUUUCGAUUCUUUAUCCCGCUAAUUGUUUAUUUUUUUUUUUUUUUCUCCCUCACUUUUUUUCAGUUGGUUGUAGUUUCUUAAAAGGGCAGAUUAUUCAUAUUAUGUGUUUUUAUCUCUCUUGUAACGUAUGUGCUGUGUCCGCUCGGGUAUUGGCAGGCUGGCCAGUCAGACCCCUUAAAAAUUUAUACAGACACUAGAAGGCUGUUUUCCUUGCCCCUCCUGUCGAGGGGAUUUAUUUCUAAAUUAUGAAUUAUACGUAUAAUUGCUUAGAAAACGUGUUUUCAUUUUUUAUCCCUCUUUUUUUUUUUUUUUUUUUUUUUUACCUUCAAUUUAGAUACAUCAUUUAUUCUUACUAUGAAAAAUAAUAUAUGUAUAUAUAUAUUUUUACUUUUUUUUUUUCUCUCAUACUUCUCGAUAAUAUACUAUACCUGACAAGAAACGCAUAGAAAGAAAAGAAAAAAAUUUACCAACGAAAAAUGAAGAAAAAAAAAAAAAAAAAAACGAAAAUUUAAUAUCCUAAUAUUUUUGCAAAGUCAAGUAAUUUGUACAAAUUUAAACUGAAACAUGAAUUUACUAAUUUAUAUAAAGCAAAACUAAUAUAUUAUAGUUAUCUAUUCACUGUCGUGUGUAAAAAAAAAAAAAAGAAUUAUUCACUUCCUCAGAUAUUUGAACGAGGUACAAUUUUGGAUUUUAUUCAAGUAUUGCUAGAGAAAAAAAAAAAUCGCUUGUAACAAGAUGCAGGCAUUUUGAUUGGCAAUAAUCAUGUAGUAGCUACAAAAAAAAAAAAAAUAAAAAAUACUUUUCAAAACUAAAUUCAGUAAUCUAAUUUUAUGCCUUUUCUUUUUCAUAUUCUUCUAAAUUUAAACUAGAGUCAAAUUUUUUUAUUUUUCUCAAGAGUUUGCAGUCAUACCUUGACAGAAAUGUGCCAAAUUGCAAUACCGCAUUAUCGAUUUCAUUAUAAUACGCAGAGCGUGGAAGGGACUAACAUUGAAAAGAUGACAUGAAUAUUUGGCCAUUCGUUUCAAAUGUUAUGUAAUUAAACGCUGACCUAAACUGCUUACGAGCAAAUUUGCAAUUACAAACAGUUUUCGCUGCAGGCUAAAAAUUUCGUCUUCGAUGCAAAGCCUGAUAUAUUUCAUUCGAAAUUCAAUUGAUAAGUGAAUUGUUCCUCAUGUAUUGACGAUCCAUCGAUAGAAUUGCAAGCAAGAUAAGAUAGUAAAUAAAUAUCCAUUUGUGGGGUAAUUUGCGUUUUAUAUUAUGCAGAUUCUAUGCUAUAUAACAACCAAUAAGUAAGAAUUAAAUUAGACGGAAUUUUAUAUUCGUUUCAAUCAGUUUGGCAAUUCGAUAAUUAGCGACGAUUAUUAUUUGUACUCCAAUGAAAGAAAUUCCGUUCAAUUUUUCUAUUCUUUGAAUAAAUUGUCAUUAAUAACGAUGCUAUUGCAUAUUUAGGAUAUAAACACACUGCUAAUAAUGAAUAAAUUACUUUGGCUAAUGCAUCAAGUCAUUGAAUAGAACCCACUAAUUCACUAAAUAUUAAUCGCAAUUAAUGAUUAUUAAGGAUAAUUAAUGUAUCGCAAUUCACAAAUCUUAUCAUUGUAAUAUAGUUACUAUAUUCGAGCAUGCGUCGUCCAUUUUUCCACGUGUGAUUAUAAAUCCUCUAUUUAAAUACAUUUAUCGAAUUUAUAUGUAUAUAUACAUAUUAUUACACAUGCAUAAAACAUAUGUAUUUAUGUAUGUAUGCAUAAGUUUAGUGCCGAAUAAACAAUAAAAGCUUUGAAUGUAGUGUGACUUAUUUUUAGAUAGGAUAAAAAGAAUUUAAAAAAAUACAUAUAUGUGUAUAUUAUAGGCAAGAAAAUGAAAAAUUUCGUCUCGAUUUAAUUUGUUACCUCAAUAUGUAUAUUGUUAUGAAAUUUUUUAUCACACCUGGUCUGUAGGCAAUGCGGUGGGAAGAAAAGCGUCGAAACUAACAUGAAAAUCUCAUUUAAUGUUUGCACUUUCUAAUACGUACUAUACAGAUAUAUAUAUGCUAUAUAUAUAUUAUAUCAAAUGCAUUGAUCUCACUCUCAGAUUUCAUAUUUUAGAAGCUUUUCAUUUCAGUGCAUUGAAACCGAUUCGAUGCAAUUUGUGUGUGGUACAUAAUUUACUAAAUCCAGAUUAAAUCAGGAUUCAAUUUGAAUUACAAAUACAGUAGAGAUAGAAUUAAAAUCAGAUGUUAAAAAUUAGUUAGGCUCUAAGGCACAUAUAUAAAUGAAAAAAAUAAAUAAAUAAAUAACUAAAUAAUUAAAUAAAAUAAUAUAAAAAUCAACAGCAUAUUUUAUACUUUUUAAAUAUUGUAUUGUAACCAGAUAUAUAAUUAUCCAUAAACGAUAAUUAAGGGUACGGAAAAUUUUAACAAUAAAUUUCAGAUUAUUCGAUGCAUCAUAGUUUUAUUUUGUUAUACCUCGAUCGCUCCGUUUCAUCUUGUCAAAACUUUUUCACGGAAAGAAUGUUGACUUAUAAUUAGGUAAAAAUACACGUGGGGUAGUUAAUAAUAGAUUUAUUAAAAAAUAGAUACACAUUUUCUUUUCUCUGAAUUAUAAUAGUAUGCAACACAGCAGUACUGCUUAUAAGAACAGGAAAACUUAUGUAUUCAAAAUAAUGUUCUAGUAUGCUCAUUUAUCAAACGUACUUUAUAAAUCCUUUAGCACAAUUAUAAUAUGGAAACGGAUUUCAACAAUACAAGAAUAAUUCUACUUAUUAUACAACUCUUACUUUUUCACACACUGCACGAAAUUAACCUUCAUGAUCAAAUUGUACAACAUUUUUUUGUAGAAAUGUACACAUGUAUCCGAUAUUUAAAUAUUUCAUACGUGGUUGGAAAAGGGUGGC
Molecule: messenger RNA, 6914 nt
Organism: Neodiprion virginianus
Lineage: Eukaryota; Metazoa; Arthropoda; Insecta; Hymenoptera; Diprionidae
Gene: fzr
Product: fizzy-related protein homolog
Exons: 1
Coding region: 608-2089 (493 amino acids)
Biological process (GO): positive regulation of anaphase-promoting complex-dependent catabolic process; anaphase-promoting complex-dependent catabolic process; positive regulation of ubiquitin protein ligase activity
Cellular component (GO): anaphase-promoting complex
Molecular function (GO): protein binding; anaphase-promoting complex binding; ubiquitin ligase activator activity
Source: RefSeq, a predicted model, not a curated record